Molecule: messenger RNA, 1987 nt
Organism: Dendrobium catenatum
Lineage: Eukaryota; Viridiplantae; Streptophyta; Magnoliopsida; Asparagales; Orchidaceae
Product: beta-glucosidase 18
Exons: 13
Coding region: 500-1753 (417 amino acids)
Biological process (GO): carbohydrate metabolic process
Molecular function (GO): beta-glucosidase activity
Source: RefSeq, a predicted model, not a curated record
CUUGAAGAGAAUGAAGGGAAAUGAAGAAGCUAUUGCUCUGUUUCUUGUUUGUCUGUUCUCCAUAGCAGCAGCAGCAGCUAUUGAUAAGAACAAAUUCCCCGUUGACUUUCUCUUUGGGACAACCACUUCUGCUUAUCAGUGAACUUGGGCGACGAGAGCAAAGGUAUAAAUCAAAUGGUGGUGGGGCUGACACUUAAAAGGAAGCCAUAAUUAUCAGGAAGAGCUAUUAUUCACAAAACUCAAAUUGAGUUGAGAAGUUUUAUCCUAACAAGAGAAAACAAAUACAAGAUACAUGCACCUGACAUUGUCUUGUCAAGAUUGAAGGUGGAUAUUUAGAAGGCAACAAAAGCUUGAGCAAUUGGGAUUUAUUUACUCGUAUACCAGGAAAAAUUGUAGAUGGUAGCAAUGGAGAUGUUGCAGAUGAUCACUAUCACCGCUAUAUAGAAGAUGUUGAGCUGAUGCAUUAUCUUGGCGUCAACUCAUAUAGAUUUUCCAUAUCAUGGUCGAGAAUCCUUCCAAUGUAGGAGGCAGAUUUGGUCAGAUCAAUCAAAAUGGCAUCAAAUUUUACAGCAAUCUUAUAGAUGCUUUGCUUGAUAAAGGAAUAAAACCUUUUGUGACUCUAAAUCACUAUGACAUACCUCAAGAACUCGAAGAUCAGUAUGGUGGAUGGUUGAAUCCACAGAUACAGAAUGAUUUUGGAUACUUUGCAGAGGUAUGCUUUGAAGCAUUUGGUGAAAAGGUAACUUAUUGGAGCACAUUGAACGCACCAAAUCUUAUGAUAAAAAUGGGAUAUAUGAAAGGUGAAUACGCUCCAGGUCGUUGUUCUCUGCCUUAUGUUUCUUGUCCAUCAGGGGAUUCUAGAACUGAACCGUAUCUUGCUGCUCACAAUGUUAUAUUAUCCCAUGCUACUGCUGUUGAUAUAUACAGAAAGAAAUAUCAGAGAAAACAUGGAGGUUUUAUUGGCAUUAUCAUGGCGGCAAACUGGCGUGAACCAUUUACAGAUACUCCUAUGGAUAGAUCUGCUGCUUCACGGGCUCUAGCAUUUGAAGUUCCAUGGUUUCUGGAUCCUAUAAUUUAUGGCGAUUAUCCUCCAGAAAUGCUUCAAAUUCUCGGAUCAAGGCUGCCAAAAUUUUCGAUAGAGGAUAAGCAAAAGUUGCAAACUAAGCUUGACUUCAUUGGAGUCAAUCACUACACAAGUCUGUAUGCAGAAGAUUGCUUGUUUUCACAAUGUGAUUCUCAAAGUACUUUAGAAGGCUAUGGAUUUGCUUAUACAACUGGAGAAAAAGAUGGGCAUUUUAUUGGAGAUAAUACUGGAGUAAACAACUUCUAUGUGGUUCCAAGUGGCUUGGAGAAGAUGAUUUUGUAUAUAAUGAAACGAUAUAACAAUAUCACUAUGUUCAUCACAGAGAAUGGCUUUGGACAAGAAGGUAGUAGUAAUCCAUCCAAUGAAAUCAGAAAAGAAUUGCUCAAUGACAGGAAAAGAGUAGAGUUUCAUACUGCCUAUCUUUCUUCACUAUUGGAAGCUAUGAGGAAAGGGGCUGAUGUAAGAGGCUACUUCAUAUGGUCUUUGAUGGAUAAUUUUGAAUGGUUGAAUGGAUACAGCAAAAGAUUUGGGCUCUAUCAUGUGAAUUUCAGCUCACAAGAGAGAACUCCAAAACUAUCAGCAAAAUGGUAUAAGGAAUUCCUUCAAUCCUCCACUGAAUUAUGUACAAAAGCAGAUGGUGAUGUGAAGCCAAAGCUGGUGGCACAGUAAUAAUUCAGAAAAUUAUAUCAAUCAUCAUUCUUAGGACAAAAUAGAAGAAAUUUGUUUUAUUGGCAAGUGAAUGUUCUUGAUAUGGUGUUAUGUAACAUUACAAAGCUGAUAGGUAGCUCAGAGAUGUUGUUGCAUCCCAAUGAUCUUUAUAACAUUUAAGAAUUGUGUAAAUUUCAGUGAACUUUAUUUUUCUGUUCUCAACUUAAAAUUAGUUGCAGCAAAGCUUACUAUGAA